AUGGAAAACUUAUCAAAAACCUAUUACGCUAUGUCAAACAGUGAUCUUUACACUAUAACAGACGCUGGGUCUGUGCCCACCAUGGAAUCUUUUGUUACCGGCGAGGUCACCAAGAGCCAUACACUGAGUGAAUACUCUACCAUGGAACUGAACCAUAAUUUCAGUGGAGAAAAGAAACAGUUCAGUAAACUUGGGGUGUCCCAAGAGCCUAUUGGAGAGCCGCUUAUCGACCUUGGGAUAAUCGAUAAGGAAGUUCAACGAUAUCAAGAAGCUUUGAACCAGCAACUUCAAUACGAUGGAAAUUCAAGAAAUAUUUCUAUAUCUGAAACCCAGAUUGAGUGGUAUACUUUCUUGGAUACAUAUAAGCGGAAAACAUCAAAAAGCAUAGAUGAAGGUGUGAGCAGGUUUCCAAAAAGUUCAAGGGACCUUAUAGACAAAUACCAUCAACCUAGCUUAUGGAAGAAUAUCAUUGAUUCGAUGAAACAAUUUCCUUCCAGAUAUUUACGAUUUAUGAGCAAGCUGUGA
Meyerozyma guilliermondii ATCC 6260 is the source of this 525-nucleotide messenger RNA. RefSeq lists its product as uncharacterized. The transcript has a single exon. The record is from RefSeq and is a predicted model, not a curated record. Bases 1 to 525 code for a protein of 174 amino acids. Lineage: Eukaryota; Fungi; Ascomycota; Pichiomycetes; Serinales; Debaryomycetaceae.